Molecule: messenger RNA, 3771 nt
Organism: Ananas comosus (pineapple)
Lineage: Eukaryota; Viridiplantae; Streptophyta; Magnoliopsida; Poales; Bromeliaceae
Exons: 20
Coding region: 255-3362 (1035 amino acids)
Source: RefSeq, a predicted model, not a curated record
AUUCUCUCUCUCUCUCUCUCUCUCUCUCUCUCUCUCUCUCUCUCUCUCCUCGUCCUAUUUUUCUCCGCAGGGGUGGGAGAGGAACACGGAGAAGGAAAGGGAGAGACGAAGAGGAAGGGAAGGGAAAGGGGAAGGGUUUCGAGCCUCUUCCCUUCGAUCCCACCCUCUCUCUCUCUCUCCCUCUACGUGGCGGAUCGCUUCGAGACUGAUGUGAGGAUCAAUAGCACUGUUACAAGCAGUACAAUCCAUCGACAAUGAUGGGUGUGGUAUCAAGGAAUGUCUUGCCGGCAUGUGGAAGCCUGUGUUUCUUUUGCCCAUCCUUGCGAACUAGGUCUCGGCAACCAGUUAAGAGAUACAAGAAAAUUCUGGCUGACAUUUUCCCCAGGUCGCAGGAUGAACAACCUAAUGAUAGAAAGAUUGGCAAAUUGUGUGAAUAUGCUUCCAAAAAUCCACUGCGUAUUCCGAAGAUUACGACUUAUUUAGAACAGAAGUGCUACAAGGAAUUGAGAGUUGAGCACUUCGGCACAGUGAAAGUUGUCACGUGUAUUUAUCGUAAACUAUUGAUUUCUUGUAAGGAUCAAAUGCCACUGUUUGCUAGCAGCUUGUUAACCAUUGUAUAUACUCUAUUGGAUCAAAACAGACAGGAUGAAAUGCGUGUUAUAGGUUGCCAAACUCUUUUUGAUUUCGUCAACUGUCAGAUUGAUGGUACUUACAUGUUCAAUUUGGAGGGUCUAAUUCCCAAACUUUGUCAGUUGGUCCAAGAAAUGGGUGACGAUGAGAGGGCACGUGAUGUACGUGCUGCAGGGCUUCAAGCUCUUUCAUCCAUGGUUUGGUUUAUGGGUGAAUACUCCCAUAUCUCUGCAGUUUUUGAUGAUGUUGUUUCAACAGUCCUGGAAAAUUAUGAGAGCGCAUAUAAAAAUUCUCAUGAUCCUAGUAAUAGCAACCAAAAGUCCCAUAACAGUUGGGUGCGUGAAGUUCUUAAAGCCGAGGGUCAUGAGUCGCAUUCUCUUGUCACCAUCACAAGGGUUCCCUCUUGGAAAAACAUCAGAAAUGAUCGAGGUGAACUAAAUUUGACAGCUGAUGAUGCAAAGAGUCCUAACUUCUGGUCGAGGGUCUGUGUACAUAACAUGGCUAAAUUGGCUAAAGAAGCGACCACCGUACGACGUGUUUUGGAGGCUCUGUUUCGUUACUUUGAUAACAACAAUCUGUGGUCACCUAGUAGUGGGCUUGCUCUAUGUAUCUUACUGGAUAUGCAGAUAAUAAUGGACAGAUCCGGGCAACAUAUGCAUCUGCUGUUAUCAAUUUUAGUAAAGCAUCUUGAACACAGGACUGUCUUAAAGCAACCUGAGAUGCAGGUAGACAUUGUUGAUGUUACUACCUGCCUCGCCGAACAAUCAAAAGCUCAGACUUCUGUCGCUAUAAUUAGUGCAAUAAGCGAUAUGGUAAGGCAUUUACGUAAAAGCAUGAAGAAUUCACUCAGCAGUGCAGGUGUUGGAGAUGACAUGAUCAAGUGGAACAAUAAAUUCCAAAAAUCUGUAGAUGACUGCCUCGUUCAGUUGUCCAAAAAGGUUGGUGAUUCUGGGCCUGUUCUUGAUGUGUUGGCUGUAAUGUUGGAAAAUAUUUCAGCCGCCAUACCUGAGGCACGAUCAACUGUUUCUGCAGUUUAUCGAAUGGCUCAGAUAAUCGCUUCUGUACCAAACUUUUCUUAUCAGAAUAAGGCUUUUCCAGAAGCACUAUUUCAUCAACUGUUGUUAGCAAAGGUCCACCCAGAUCGUGAAGCACAUGUGGGGGCCCACCGCAUCUUUUCUGUUGUUCUUGUUCCUACUUCUGUCUGUCCCUACUCCUUUUCAGCCAAUUCAGAUUUGGCAAAGCCAUAUGAUCUCCAACGGACACUAUCAAGGACGGUCUCAGUUUUUUCAUCUUCAGCUGCUCUAUUUGGGAAGUUAAGGAGAGAGAUGUUUUCAUUGCAAGAUAGAGCAGAAGAGAAUACUGAUAAAAUAUUUUAUAGUGUUGAUGGACAACAAAUUGGCAGGAACAAUUCAAAGUUGUUUAAAUUGCAAUCCACUCAGAGCCGAACGUAUAGUAUAAAAGACUCUUCUUCAUUCUCAGCAACAGACUUGAGUUCUUCUGGUAGUUCAUACAAGGACAAGGAAAUGGAACAUGUGUCCCUUCGUUUGAGCAGUCGUCAGAUCACUCUUUUGCUUUCCUCCUUAUGGGCUCAAGCCAUGUCACCUAAUAAUGGUCCUGAAAACUACGAAGCUAUAGCUCACACUUACAGCUUGAUGCUGUUAUUUUCUCGAGCCAAGAACUCUAUUAAUGAGAUUUUGGUUCGAAGUUUUCAGCUUGCUUUUUCACUAAGAAGUAUUUCACUUCGAGGAGGAGGUGCCCUACCACCUUCACGCCGACGAUCCCUUUUCACUUUGGCAACUUCUAUGGUUGUGUUUUCUUCAAAAGCUUUCAGCAUAUUGUCUCUCAUUCCAAUUGCUAAAUCUUCACUAACUGAGAAGACGGUUGAUCCAUUUCUUCGCUUGGUUGAAGACUGCAAACUUCAGGCUAUUGACAUAGCAGCUGAACAUCUGACAAGAAUUUACGGCUCUAAAGAAGAUGAUACUGCUGCUCUGGAAUCUCUCUCAGCAAUUACAGUGAAGGAGGACCUGUCAAAGCAGUCCAUGGUUUCUGAGAUCGUGAAUAGCUUGGAAGACUUACCAGAUUCGGAACUGUCUGCGAUAAGAAAGCAGCUACUGGAGGACUUCUCUCCAGAUGAUGUCUGCCCAUUGGGGGCUCAGUUUAUUGAGCCACCUGGACAGACUCCGCAUUAUAAUUCCAGAAGAGACUACAAAUCUAAGGAGGUCAUACCCAUAGAAUUUUUAUUAGAGGAUGAUGUUUUUGCUGAACAAUCGGACAGUUUAGCAGAACCUAGGUCACAAUUGUCAGUGGACGUCAAUCUUUUGAGUGUCAAUCAACUCCUGGAAUCGGUUUUGGAGACUGCACGACAAGUCGGGAGGAUGUCAGUCUCCAACACCACAGAUUUACCAUUUAAAGAAAUGGCUGGUCAUUGUGAGGCUCUUUUGAUGGGGAAACAACAAAAACUAUCUGUCUUCAUGAGCACCCAUAAACAGGAGGUUCUCCUUACCAGCGAUUCGGAAAAUAACAAUCAAGUCAAAUGGUCCGCAAACUGGCAUUCCGAACAGUUCCAAAUGAUUGGGGAUUCUUACUACGAGCAGAAUUUCAAUUUAUACCAGCAGAAAGUGACUGCAACCACUCCACUAUUGUGCGCAACUGAAUACCAGUGCCAACCUAAUUACUUGAAGCUCCCCGCAUUGAGCCCAUUUGAUAAUUUCCUAAAGGCUGCUGGAUGUUGAACAGAGACAUUCUCUAAAGAUUUUUUGAUGCACUCUUAUUCAUGACUGUGUUAAGUGGAUCACGAACAAAAGUGUGGAUUCUUGUUGUCGCAGCUCUUGGUAAGUUAAGAAAAUGUUACAGAAAGGUGCAAAGGUUGCAAUAUAUUUUAUAUCAUCCACUUUAUUCUUUUAUGUUUUGUAUAUCGGAUGAUUAACCUCCCUGGUAUAUUUACUUACAUUAACCUCCCUGGUAUAUUUACUUACAUCGGAGAGGCUAUUCUGUCUUUUGAUCUGAUUAAUUGGCUGAUCGAUAUCUUGAAUCGGUGGGUUCAUGAGUGUGAUUAUAUCUCAUAGUAGAUAAGUGUUGUAUGUAUUUGUAGAACUUGAUAUGAUAUCUGAAAUAUAUAGUCGGAGAUUUAAGCACUGUUUA